This is a messenger RNA of Marasmius oreades (fairy-ring Marasmius), 1246 nucleotides long. RefSeq lists its product as uncharacterized. NCBI's taxonomy places the organism in Eukaryota, Fungi, Basidiomycota, Agaricomycetes, Agaricales, Marasmiaceae. The transcript is spliced from 4 exons. The coding region runs from base 42 to 917 and encodes 291 amino acids. The record is from RefSeq and is a predicted model, not a curated record.
CACCGUACGUGUCAACCGCGUCCGCUCCGUUCUCAACAGUCAUGACAGCCACAGCUCUCGCAAUCGCGUUGCGUCCAGUAGCAGAUCAGUUUACGUUCCUAACCACCACCAAGGUUCAUUCAACGCUGUUUCCGUACCCAUGGGCAUCAACAUUACACGCAGCGAGGAUUUCGCUCAUGUAUCAAGGUAAUAUGAAAAAAGCUGGUCAGGAAAAGGCUAUCGGAUGGAAAGCAUACCUCGUAGGAUAUCUAGUCAUGUCCUGGGGUGGAAUGCUAAUUUCCCAUUUUUUGCUUAAUCUCCCGCCUCCUCCUUUAUACUCCAUACAUCCCUACAUAAAUUACUUGGGUGUACAUCUUCUCCUUACACUCGCUGUUUCCUCCUAUCCAACGAUCCUUUCCCCACAAAACCUCCCAAUCUACGACCUUGUUCUGUUCCCUCUUGACGCCGUUCUCCGUGUUAACGCCAUUACAUCUUCCCUUACUGUACUAUCCUCAAACGUGUCUGUAAAUCCGGUGCUUGUUAACUCUCCGCUCUUCCAUCUCAUCAUUGGUGCUGUCGCAUCCGCCGGAGGCGGUGUAUCAGCAGGAACCUUCUCUCUGUGGACAUCUCAAUGGGCUUUCUCUACUCCAGUAUUUCUAAGAUCUACUGCAGGAUGGAUAGCUACACUGGAUUUGUGGGGGGGAAGUGUCGUCGCUCUCGUAUAUGGCCUAUCAACCUCACAUCCCGCUUUUGAGAGUUUGCGUCUAUCUUUUACCGUUAUUCCUCCACUUUCACCACUUGGAGCCAAGGCCUUGUGUACGAUCGUACUUGGGGGUUUGUUUGGGUACCGGGUGGUGACUGCCAUACCCGCUUCUGCACCCCAAAAGGUCGAAGGAUUAAAGGAAGAUCGGGACAAAGGUAAGGCGAAGACACAGUGAUAUGGUGAUUCUUCCGGUAUCGUUCACUCGCGAGUCCAAAGAGUGUGUAAUCACGAAUUACUUACCUGGAACUCUGACGACUUUCCGGUCACAUCGCGUUCCGCAUCAUUAGUUGAGAAUGGCAAAUGGCAGCGGCGUCUGUGCGCGACUCCUGAUCAUGAGACUGCGCCCAGGGCGUAGGAACCUUGAGCUUGUGCCUGAUUUCACGACAUGUGCUGCAAUUUUCCGGCUGCUGACUGAUUAUAUUUUCCGAAAACCGAAGAAUCCGAGGCUUAAGAACGUUUUGAAAAGUUGGGGCAGGGCAAAAGCAGUGAAGACAGGUCAUAAAA